Molecule: messenger RNA, 1845 nt
Organism: Anolis carolinensis (green anole)
Lineage: Eukaryota; Metazoa; Chordata; Lepidosauria; Squamata; Anolidae
Gene: dpp7
Product: dipeptidyl peptidase 7
Exons: 13
Coding region: 86-1543 (485 amino acids)
Biological process (GO): proteolysis
Cellular component (GO): vesicle
Molecular function (GO): serine-type exopeptidase activity; dipeptidyl-peptidase activity
Source: RefSeq, a predicted model, not a curated record
GCCCUUCCUCCCGCGCCUCUUGGCUCCGCCCCUUCGUGGGGUCACGUGAUAGCUCCCCGCGUGACCGUGCCUCAUCGCCGGCGAAAUGGAGGCGCCCGGCCAGGUGGUCGUCAUGGCAACCGUACUGCUUUGGGGGGUCUCGCCAGCCGCUUUCAGGACCCUCCAGACGGGCUUUGAAGAGAAAUAUUUCGAUCAGUGGCUGGAUCACUUCAAUUUCGAAAGCUACAGCAACAGGACUUUCCCCCAGAGAUACCUCAUCACAGAUAAAUUUUGGAAAAGAGGAAACGGACCCAUCUUUUUUUACACCGGCAAUGAAGGAGACGUCUGGAACUUUGCUGAGAACUGCGGCUUCAUCCUGGAACUCGCCGGGCAGCAGGGCGCUUUGGUGGUAUUUGCGGAGCAUCGGUACUAUGGGAAGUCCCUCCCGUUCGGAGCCGCCUCGCUACAGAGGGAGAACGCAGGCCUGCUGAGCGUGGAACAAGCCUUAGCCGACUACGCCGUCCUUAUUGCAGCACUGAAGGAACAGUAUGGUGCGCAGGAUGCGCCGGUCAUUGCUUUUGGAGGCAGUUACGGCGGGAUGCUCAGCGCAUACCUGAGGAUGAAGUACCCCAAUGUUGUCGACGGCGCACUGGCCGCCAGCGCCCCUGUGCUGUCCGUGGCCGGGAUCGGCGGCUCCAGCCAAUUCUUUCGGGAUGUCACCGCAGAUUUCCAGAACUACAACCUGGCCUGUGCUCAAGGUGUGCGAGACGCCUUUCGGCAGAUCCAAGACCUGUAUUCAGCUGGAGCGUACGAGGAAAUUAGCCGCAGAAUGUCUACUUGCGAGAAGCUUUCUUCCAAGGAAGACAUCUACCAGCUGUUUGAGUUUUCCCGGAAUGCCUUCACCAUGAUCGCCAUGAUGGACUACCCCUACAAGACGGAUUUCAUGGGCCACUUCCCGGCCAACCCUGUCAAGGUUGGGUGUGAGCUGAUGCUGGCCAACAAGGACCUGGUCAGAGGCCUGGCAGCCCUUUGUGGGCUGUUCUAUAACUCCACCGGGACUGUUCCAUGUUUCGACAUUUACAAGGAAUACCGGAAGUGCGCCGACCCAACCGGCUGCGGGACAGGCUCCGAUGCGGAUGCGUGGGAUUAUCAGGCCUGCACCGAGAUCAACUUGACCUUUGACAGCAACAACGUGACGGACAUGUUUCCGGAGAUCCCCUUCACGGAGGCCGACAGGGAUUCCUACUGUUUCCGUCGGUGGGGCGUCCACCCGAGGCCCUCUUGGCUGGACACAAGCUUCUGGGGCAGCAAUCUGGCCGCUGCAAGCAACAUCGUCUUCUCCAACGGAGACCUGGAUCCCUGGGCAGGCGGCGGAAUCAGAAAGAACCUGAGCUCCUCAUUGAUCGCAAUCACAAUUUCAGGAGGUGCCCAUCACUUGGACCUUCGGGCUUCCAACCCGGCAGAUCCACCCUCCGUCCGCGAGGCUCGCCUCCAGGAAGCAAGCCUCAUCCUCGACUGGGUGAGAUCAGCCUCCGCCAGCAGGAAAGGGCCACUGGGAGCCUAAACAAGACAGGAGCCCAAGGUGCCAUGUUGGGAUGCUGUUGCAGAAGGGAGAAAAGGCACAAUCCAAGCCCUCCUGACAGACAGCCAUCCAGCCUCUGCUUGAAAGCCUCCAAAGAAAGCUGGUUGGACUCUCAGGCAACAACACUAACGGUCAGGAAGCUCUUCCUAAUGCUAAGGCAGAAUCUCUUUUCCUGACAUUUGAAUCCAUUGUUCAAAUGCAGAGCAACGUGUCCUGCUGGAGCAGUGACACAAUUGUGCCAAGCAGUUUUGUGCCAAAAUAAAAGGGAAGAGGAUGCCUCAGGA